UCAUAAACAUCAAAUCGGGUGGGUCGAAACCGGGUUGGACUGAAACGAGAGACUCAAUUAGGUUGGAGCGUCUCACUUUCAACACACUUUUUGAAUGCACACAAACUGUUUGUUUGCGAAUUUGCACGACUAAAGAACUCUUUAACCAAGAGUAACCAACCGUGGCAAUGGCUUCAUCCCCUUCCCCGGAAAUUUACAUCCCAGAGCAAUGGUCGCAGGCAGCAAACUCUAUCAAAUCCGCUUCAACGCCUCCUAUCACACUCAUAUGUGGACCCAAAAACUGUGGAAAAACAACCUUCUCCCGCUACCUUCUUAAUGUCCUACUCACCAGGUAUAAGAGAGUAGCUUAUCUUGAUACUGAUGUUGGCCAACCUGAGUUUACUCCUCCUGCUUUUGUUUCUCUUACCAUUGUUCAUAAAAUCACUCCAGAUUUGACGGUUCCAUACCUGAAAACACCAGAGAGAUCCCUUUUCUUUGGCGAUGUUUCUUCUAAGAGAGAUCCGUUAACAUACUUAAAUUACAUAUGCUCCAUUUAUGAUUAUUAUCAAAAGGAGUGUCGCACAUUUGAUAAGGGAGCAAAAUCUUCUAGGGUUCAAAUGCCUCUUGUAGUGAAUACUCCUGGUUGGGUUAAAGGUGUUGGUUAUGACGUUUUAGUGGACAUGUUAAAAUAUAUGUGUCCCACCCAUAUAGUUAAGAUCGGUAUAUCGACUGAAAAUAAGAAUUUACCUGUCGGAAAAUUCUGGUUAGAUGGGGAAUAUGAUGGAACAAAUACAUUGAUCGAGAUAAAUUCUGCUCGUCAGGACUCAUUAAAUAGAUCGGUGCUUGUUCAGAAGGAUGCUAGUCUUUUGCGUGAUUUACGAAUAAUGGCUUAUUUCAGACGAUGCUUUCCUAGUGAUUCAGAUAUUUCAACGAUCAAGGAACUUGCACAUUCCUUGACCUCUCAUUGUCCUUAUCAAGUUCCCAUUGCAAGCAUAAAGAUUCGACAUGUUCAUCGUGAGGUCCCAAGCUCUGAAAUAUUCUACAGCCUGAAUGCCAGUAUUGUUGGCUUAGCAGUUGAAUCUGAAGGGCCUGAAAAUUCACCCUGGUGCCUCGGUCUUGGCAUUGUGAGGGGUAUUGACACAGUCAAAGGUGUGCUCUAUGUGAUAACACCGGUGCCAGUUGAUUCUCUGAAAAAAGUCAACCUCUUGCUACAGGGUUAUAUCCAAAUUCCUACAUGUUUAUUGCAGGUCCAGGGAUGCAUAUCACCGUACAUGUCAGCAAAUGUAUUGACUGCAAGCUAGUAUUUUUUCAUGAGUUAGCAAAGAGAACAACAUUACAUUAAUAGUUUAACAGGGAACGCAACAUUACAUUAACAGAGAACAACCGUACAUGUCAGCAAAUGUAUUGACUAAGCUAUUAUAUUAUUAUUAUUAUUAUUAUUAUUAUUAUUAUUAUUAUUAUUA
This is a messenger RNA of Lathyrus oleraceus (garden pea), 1442 nucleotides long. RefSeq names its product polynucleotide 5'-hydroxyl-kinase NOL9. The transcript has 8 exons. Bases 168 to 1280 code for a protein of 370 amino acids. NCBI's taxonomy places the organism in Eukaryota, Viridiplantae, Streptophyta, Magnoliopsida, Fabales, Fabaceae. The record is from RefSeq and is a predicted model, not a curated record. Gene Ontology annotation, cellular component: nucleus. Gene Ontology annotation, biological process: cleavage in ITS2 between 5.8S rRNA and LSU-rRNA of tricistronic rRNA transcript (SSU-rRNA, 5.8S rRNA, LSU-rRNA). Gene Ontology annotation, molecular function: polynucleotide 5'-hydroxyl-kinase activity.